AUGGUUGAGCAGCUACCAGACCAUGUGCCCAGCCUCAAAGAAGCCAUGAAGCAGGACAAAGCCGAGUUUGACGACUGUAUGCCGUGUCGGGUCAUUGGGACAGCGACAUUUCUUGGUCUCGGUGCUUUCACAUACAUUUCCGGACAUGCGCAGAUACAAGCCAACGCAGCGGCAAUCAAAGCAAGCAAGAGCAUUUUUGGAAUGCGAAGUAGGAGAGCAGCGAUAACAGGCACCAGUGCCGUUAUGGUCGGCCUGGGUGUUUACAGGUGGUUCUCGUGA
Plenodomus lingam JN3 is the source of this 279-nucleotide messenger RNA. The record is from RefSeq and is a predicted model, not a curated record. NCBI's taxonomy places the organism in Eukaryota, Fungi, Ascomycota, Dothideomycetes, Pleosporales, Leptosphaeriaceae.